AUUCAGAGUCUCUGAGUGGCUUUUCUUGGUGUCAACUGUGACAGAAAACAUGAUGUAUGACCUUCAGGUGGAGUGUGGACCAUGUUUACUGGACUCUGUGUUCGCUGUGUACUUACUUUCAGACUGACUGAAGUUGACAAUAUGAAUGUUAGUGUGGAUGAAGAGGACAACGGAGCAGAGUUAACCCAUGGUGGAAACAGGGAUUUGUCAAUAAAGGAUCCUCCAGGAGGCAGUGAUGAACCAGGACCCUCAGACCCACAAGACAGGAAGAGGACUCCUGGUCCUAAGGUGGACCCAGCAUCCUGUUCUUUGUGUCAGAAGGUCCUGAGUGAUCCAGUCUGGACCAGCUGUGGACACUGGUUCUGCAGACAGUGCAUCACUUCAUACCGAGACCAGUUUGGUUCAUCAAGAGACUCGUCCAGUCCCCAGUGUGAAGCAGCAUCCAGAACCAGAACUGGACCACAGAUGGACAGCACUGUACAAAAUGAACAUAAGUUCAGUCUGAGGAGCAGAUGUGAAAGUGUGACUGAAGGAAGUGAUGAAACAGGAAGUAGAACCCAUCUAAACCGGAUUUACACUGAGCUCUACAUCACAGAGGGACAGAGUGAAGACAUUAAUACCCAACAUGAGGUGAGGACGCUGGAGACGGUUUACAAGAAGACCAUCCACGACAAACCAAUCAGGUGUCAGGACAUCUUCAAAGCCCUACCUGACCAGCGGCGCUCCAUCAGAGUGGUUCUGACCAACGGCGUUGCUGGAGUUGGAAAAACCUUCUCAGUGCUGAAGUUCACUCUGGACUGGGCAGAGGGUUUAGAAAACCAGGACAUCAGUCUGGUGGUUCUGCUGUCAUUCAGAGAGCUGAACCUGAUCAGAGAUGAGCAGUACAGUCUGCUGACGCUGCUCCAUGUUUUCCAUCCAGUGUUACAGAAGGUCACAGCAGAGCAGGUCAGCGUCUGCAAACUUCUGUUCAUCUUCGACGGCCUGGAUGAAAGCAGACUUUCACUGGAUUUCCACGACUGUGAGGUAAUUUCAGAUGUCACUCAGAAGAAACCAGUCAACGUGCUGCUGACCAACCUCAUCAAGGGGAAACUGCUUCCAUCAGCUCUCAUCUGGAUAACUUCCAGACCCGCAGCAGCCAAUCAGAUCCCUCCUUCAUGUGUGGACAGGGUAACAGAAGUCCGAGGCUUCACCACUGAUGUCCAGAAGGAGGAGUACUUCAGGAGGAGAUCCAGUGAUGAAGAUCUGUCCAAUACAAUCAUCUCACACAUCAAGAAAUCCAGGAGCCUCCACAUCAUGUGUCAAAUCCCAGUCUUCUGCUGGAUCAGUUCUACAGUUCUGGAGCACAUGUUAACUUCAGACCAGAGAGGAGAGCUCCCCAAGACCCUGACCAACCUGUACACACACUUCAUCAGGGUCCAGACAAAGAGGAAGAAGAAGUACAAAAAAGAACAUGAGACCAGUCCAGAGGAGCUGAUGGAGGCUGACCAGGAAGUUCUCCUGAAGUUGGGUAGAUUGGCAUUUGAACAGCUGAUGGGAGGAAACAUCAUAUUUUACCAAGAAGACCUGGAGCAGUGUGGUCUGGACGUCACAGAGGCCUUGGUUUACUCAGGAGUUUGUACAGAGAUCUUCAAAAAAGAGACAACGAUCUUGAAGAAAACACUCUACAGCUUUGUUCAUCUGAGUGUUCAGGAGUUUCUGGCUGCAGUCUACGUCUACCACUGUUACACCAACAGGAACAAGGAGGUACUAGAGGGGUUUCUGGGGAAUUGGGAGGAGAAGGAAGAGAAACAGUACUUUUGUUUUGAUGAAGAUGAUAAGGAGGAGGAUGACCAUAGUUCACAACUUGAUGUCUUCCUCAGAAAAGCCAUGGAAACAUCACUCAAAAGUGAAAAUGGUCACCUGGAUCUGUUCAUUCGUUUUCUUCAUGGUCUUUGUCUGGAGUCCAACCAGAGAGUCUUAGAUCUACUGGGUCCAACAGAGAUCAGUCCAGAAACAAUACGGACAGUCAUCAACAACCUGAAGAAGAUGAACACUAAGGAUGUCUCUCCUGACAGAAGCAUCAACAUCUUCCACUGUCUGACGGAGAUGAACGACCAAACGGUCCAUCAGGAGAUCCAAGAGUUCCUGAAGUCAGAGAACAGAUCAGAGAAGGAGCUUUCUGAGAUCCAGUGUUCAGCUCUGGCCUAUAUGCUGCAGAUGUCUGAGGAGGUUCUGGAGGAGCUGGACCUGAAGAAGUACAACACAUCAGAUGAGGGUCGACGGAGACUGAUUCCAGCUGUGAGGAACUGCAGAAAGGCUGUGUAA
Messenger RNA from Sphaeramia orbicularis (orbiculate cardinalfish), 2304 nucleotides. Its product is annotated as NLR family CARD domain-containing protein 3-like. The record is from RefSeq and is a predicted model, not a curated record. Lineage: Eukaryota; Metazoa; Chordata; Actinopteri; Kurtiformes; Apogonidae. Bases 82 to 2304 code for a protein of 740 amino acids. The transcript is spliced from 3 exons.